CUGUUUACAGGUGCAGUGCAUUUAGCAUCCUUAGUGAGAGUGUAGCGUUACACGAUCCCUCCCAGACAUGCGCGUACAACGUUGUCCGCGGUAUAUCGUCGCGAGAACAAAACAAGGAUCACCUACGGUGUCAUUGUAUAAGAAGGCUGUGAUGAAGUGAACGGUUUGAACAUCAUCAGAUCACGAUUUCCGCCAUGCGUACCAACGCUGCACUGAUCACACUUGGAUUGGCCCUCGGUGCUGCUGCGCACCCCCAUCACGAGGUUUCUGCUCGUCAGGUGGCUGAACACCAGUCGAUCUCCAAGCGAUGCGCUGCAUCAGCUGGGGCUUUCACUGCGGCGCGCAAGAAGCGUUCUCUGGCCAAACGCAAUCUUGCUACCAGGAACAGCAAUGUUACAAUCCAUCAGGAAUCACCACACUAUCCCACGAUCCAGAACGACACAUGUAUUCUCGUGCCGGAGGUCACUGCUGGACCUUACGUUUGGCCUCAGUCUGAUACCCUCCGACAAGAUAUGAGCGAGGGCGAGGCCGGUAUACCGAUUUACCUCGACAUCGGUGUGCUUGACACAAACACUUGCGAGCCCGCUCCCAACGUUUUGAUUGACCUGUGGCACUGCAAUGCCACCGGCAGCUACUCCUCCUUCGAGGCCCUCUCGCCCAACACUCCUUUCGAACAGCUCCUCCAGGAGCUCAAUGUGACCAUUGGUCCUGGCCUCGACCUUCACACUGGCGACACCACUUUCCUCCGCGGCAUGUGGCCGACCGAUGACAACGGUGUGAUGGAGAUGAAAACCGUCUUCCCCGGUUUCUACGUCGAACGCACGAUCCACAUCCACGUUCGGUCGCACACCAACUGGACCGUACGCGCAAACGGCACCGUUGUAUCCAGCAACGUUGUCUCCACGGGACAGCUGUUCUUCGACGAGGACCUUAGCGCGCAAAUCAUGGCUAUGGAGCCAUACGCUAGUCACACGGAGAUCAACCGCACCACAAACGCUGUCGACAGCAUCUUUUCUGGAGAGACAACCACUGGGUGGAGUCCCAACUUCGUCGUCGAGCCACUCGAUGGUGUCGACGUGGCCAAUGGUAUGGUCGGUUACAUCACUCUCGCUGUUGAUCUGUCAGCCACAAGCUCAGAGGGCGGUGGCGCUGCUCCAUCCGGCGCGAUGUCCUCGGGAGCCGCGCCCUCUGGCACCUCUACUUGAACCCUGUACGACAGGAAACACUAUCGCAAACUUCGAAAUCUGAAUCGUACAUAAAAUAUCAGUAAACGCGCAUAUUUGACGGAGCCGAUCACGUGUGUUCGCACAACGGUAAUGGCAAGUGCUUGGUGAGUAGUGUUCUUUGCUUAGAGAAUUUGUGGCUGGCGACUGGAAUCAAACUAUUUCUGUCAGUAUUGAGGUUAACCUCGAGGAAUUCAGUGACUUACCUUG
This is a messenger RNA of Didymella exigua CBS 183.55, 1433 nucleotides long. Its product is annotated as aromatic compound dioxygenase. The transcript has 3 exons. Gene Ontology annotation, molecular function: iron ion binding; oxidoreductase activity, acting on single donors with incorporation of molecular oxygen, incorporation of two atoms of oxygen. Lineage: Eukaryota; Fungi; Ascomycota; Dothideomycetes; Pleosporales; Didymellaceae. The record is from RefSeq and is a predicted model, not a curated record. The coding region runs from base 195 to 1205 and encodes 336 amino acids.